Molecule: messenger RNA, 3885 nt
Organism: Diaporthe citri
Lineage: Eukaryota; Fungi; Ascomycota; Sordariomycetes; Diaporthales; Diaporthaceae
Exons: 10
Coding region: 1-3885 (1294 amino acids)
Biological process (GO): glutathione metabolic process
Cellular component (GO): cytosol
Molecular function (GO): 5-oxoprolinase (ATP-hydrolyzing) activity
Source: RefSeq, a predicted model, not a curated record
AUGGGAGACUCAGCUGGCGUAGUCUCGGUGCCACCGAAAAGCAUCAAGUUCGCCAUAGAUCGUGGCGGGACAUUCACAGAUGUUUGGGCGUCGGUUCCAGGACAAAAGGAUAUCGUCCUCAAGCUCCUUUCAGUCGACCCGGAUAAUUACGACGAUGCGCCCUCCGAAGGGAUCCGAAGGGUGCUGGAGAUCGUCUCGGGGCAGGAGAUCAGUCGUCGAAGUCCCAUACCGAAGGAUCUCAUCCAUUCCAUACCACUGCUCGAGAGGAAAGGCAGGCGCCAUGCCUUCAUUGUAAGCAAGGGUUUCGGUGAUCUGAUUGAGAUUGGACACCAAUCUAGACCAAAGCUGUUUGAACUUGGCAUCAGAAAGCCGGAGCUACUUUAUUCAGAAGUUUUCGAGAUCUCAGAGCGCAUCACCGUGGAGUGCUUCGACGAAGACACGACAAACUCGCGGCCGGCUCCAAAGGAAUCACCUGGUCUAUUCGUCAGGGGCAUCACCGGGGACAUCCUCCGCAUCUUGCAACCCUUGGACGAGGCAGAAGUCACCACAAAGCUCAAGACGUUGAAAGCUAAAGGGAUUGACACUUUGGCGGUCUGCCUCGUGCAUUCGUACUUGUAUCCCAAGCAUGAAGAGAGGAUCGCAGAAAUCGCCAAGGGCUUGGGCUUCAACCAUGUCUCGAUCUCUUCAGAGGUUGGGGCGAACAUGAUCAAGAUGAUAUCACGCGGCAGCUCAGCCUCGGCGGAUGCCUACCUGACUCCAGAGAUCGUCCAGUACGUGGAUGGCUUUGCCCGAGGUUUCGACGGCGGCAACCUUGACGGAGUCUCUUGCGAGUUCAUGCAGAGCGAUGGCGGCCUUGUUAGUCAUAAGAACUUCAAUGGCCUCCGGGGUAUCCUGAGUGGCCCGGCAGGCGGUGUUGUAGGGCACGCGCGGACUUCUUACGAUGGCCAGUGUCCCGUCGUCGGCUUUGAUAUGGGCGGAACAUCCACAGAUGUCAGCCGGUACGGCGGAUCCUUCGAGCUUGUCUUUGAGACUGUCACGGCUGGUGUAUCGAUCCAAAGUCCUCAGUUGGAUAUCAACACUGUUGCCGCAGGAGGAGGAAGCAUGCUGUUUUGGAAGAACGGAAUGUUCAAAGUUGGCCCAGAAAGUGCGGGAGCACAUCCAGGCCCGGCUUCCUAUCGCAAAGGCGGUCCACUGACGGUCACCGAUGCCAACCUCUUCCUGGGGAGACUUGUCCCCGAAUACUUCCCUGCCAUCUUCGGUCCCGAAGAGAGCCUCCCACUUGAUUCCAAUAUUGUAGCGCAGAAAUUCAAAGAGAUCACGGCGAAGAUCAAUGCCGACGCGGGGAGAUCGAUGACACCAGAAGAGGUCGCUCAUGGUUUCAUUGACGUUGCAAACGAGUCGAUGUGCCGUCCAAUUCGAGCUCUGACCGAGGCCCGAGGAUUUGAGACCGCUCAACACAACCUGGCUACCUUUGGUGGCGCCGGUGGUCAACACGCCUGUGAGAUUGCAGCCAAGCUGGGCAUCCGUCGGGUCGUCAUGCAUAAAUACUCAAGCAUUCUGUCGGCCUAUGGAAUGGCUCUUGCGGAGGUCGUACAAGAAGCAAGAGAGCCUAGCUCGGAAAGUCUAGGAGAAGACGCAUUGGUGCGAUUGGAGGAGAAGUUUAACCUUCUGAGGCAGCGGGCGUCUGAUGGCUUGCUUGCUCAGGGAAUCACGACCUCAUCUAUCGUACAUGAGGAGUAUUUGAACCUGCGAUAUCAUGGCACCGACACCAAUUUCAUGAUUCUUCGACCCGCGGAUGGCGACUGGCUGACUGCUCUGGAGAGGGAACAUUAUCGAGAGCUAUCCUUCACUUUCCCUAGGUCAAGAAGAGUCCUGGUCGAUGAUGUCCGCGUCCGUGGAAUCGGGAAGAGUGGGGAGGUCACCAAAGACAGUGACACUUUGAUCCAAGAAAUGAGCGAGCUUGACUUCCAAGACCACUCCAAAAAUGUCAAUAUGAUGAAAGAAGUCUAUUUCGCAAAUGGCGGCCGCCAAGAGACCAAAAUAUUCCGUCUCGAUGACUUGAAGCCUGGGAGCAUGAUUCCCGGACCGGCCAUCAUCAUCGACAACACUCAGACAAUCAUCGUCGUACCCGGAGCAAAAGCCAAGGUGCUCACGUUUAUGGGAAUAGCAGAGGAGAUGGGCAGGACGCUCCAAAAGACUAGCAUCUCGCUGAACAUCAAGGAGCGGCUGGACUUCUCGUGUGCCAUCUUUAGUCCGGAUGGUGAGCUCGUGGCCAACGCACCGCACGUGCCAGUGCACCUCGGAAGCAUGAGCUAUGCGGUGCAAUAUCAGCAUCAGCUACACCGCGGAAAGCUGAAGUCGGGUGAUGUGCUUGUUUCAAAUCACCCGGAAUCUGGAGGGACACACCUGCCAGACAUAACCGUCAUCACACCGGUAUUCGAUGACGAAGCCAAGACGAUUUGCUUUUACACUGCAUCAAGAGGUCACCACCUGAACAUUGGCGGAUAUAGAGGCAACUCCAUGCCACCUGACUCUGUUGAGCUCUGGCAAGAGGGCGCCUCGAUCAAGUCAUUCUUCCUCGUGAGAGAUGGCCACUUUGACGAAGAAGGCAUCACAGCCAUUCUUCUCGAGCCGGGCAAUUUUCCCGGCUGCAGUGGCUCGAGAAACCUGGGCGACAACCUAUCGGAUCUCAGGGCUCAGGUUGCUGCCAACACCAAAGGCAGCAACUUGAUCAAGGACUUGAUGAAAGAGUACAGCCGCCCAGUCGUUCAUUUCUACAUGAAGAAGAUACAGGAAAACGCCGAGGUGGCUGUCCGAGAAUAUCUCAAGUCCGCGUACCGACGUUUCGGGUCCAAACCUCUGACCGCCACGGAUUAUCUGGACAACGGCUCGACGAUGACGGUUGCAAUCAGCAUUGAUGAGACGGGCUUCGCAACUCUGGACUUUACUGGCACCUCGUGCGAGAUGCUUUCCAACAUGAACGCCCCACCUGCUAUCACGUACUCGGCUCUGAUCUACACACUGCGCCUCCUCAUUGGCUCUGACAUUCCCCUGAACCAAGGCUGCUUAGCCCCAACCAAAGUCAUUCUCCCAAAGAACACCUUCCUCAACCCUUCCUCCAAAGCCGCAGUCUGUUGCGGCAACACCCUCACCUCGCAACGGCUCGUGGACCUCCUGCUCAAAGCCUUCCAAGCCGCCGCCGCCUCCCAGGGGUGCAUGAACUGCUUCGGCUUCUUCGGCAACUGCCUCGAGCCAGGUGGCAAGGAAGACACAAACAACCAGCGCGAUGACAGCAGCGGGUUCGCCUUUGGCUACGGCGAGACCGUCUGCGGCGGCGAGGGCGCGGGCCCGACCUGGCACGGCGCGUCGGGCGUGCAGGUGCACAUGACCAACACGCGGACCACGGACGUCGAGAUCAUCGAGAAGCGCUACCCCGUGCUGCUGCGCGAGUUCUCCAUCCGCGAGGGGAGCGGCGGCGGCGGGCGGUUCCGCGGCGGCAGCGGCGUCGUGCGCGACUGGGAGUGCCGCUACCCGCUGACGUUCGGCAUCAUCUCGGAGCGGAGGGUCCACCGGCCGUUCGGGAUGCACGGCGGAGGGGCUGGGGAGAGCGGCGCCAACUAUUGGGUGCAGAGGUUGGAAGAUGGUGGCGAGAGGUGGGUUGACAUUGGGUCGAGGGGCCAGAUCAACAUGAAGACUGGUGACCGCUGUGUGAUUCACACGCCUGGAGGAGGUGGCUGGGGAGUGCCCUGCGAUGAGGCAGCAUCCUCGACUGACUUGGACGAGGUAGUAAAGGACACUGACGGACCCCCGCACGUGAAGUCCGCUUAUCCGCGCGCAGCUGGGAGCUUUCAUAACUUCUCUGCCGCUCAGGAGGCAUCCUCCUAG